Molecule: messenger RNA, 4314 nt
Organism: Hibiscus syriacus
Lineage: Eukaryota; Viridiplantae; Streptophyta; Magnoliopsida; Malvales; Malvaceae
Product: protein EMBRYONIC FLOWER 1-like
Biological process (GO): negative regulation of DNA-templated transcription; negative regulation of flower development; shoot system development
Source: RefSeq, a predicted model, not a curated record
CAUAAUAGCAUGGAGACAACUACUGUGGUCGAGGAAGCUCAUCACAGUUGCAGUUCUAAUAUUGUCGUCAAGUCUGUCGAAUCACCCAUAAAAAACGACAUAAUAUCCAGAGAUCUCGUCAAUGCUGAUGACAUUGAUACUAGGAAGUGUGAACAUUUUUCUAUCCGUGAAUAUGCAUCUGAGAUGCGCAAGAAAGACUGGAAGAAAAGCUGGCCAUUUGCAUUAGAUGGUGGCCAUAAUAUAUUAAAAGAACAAAGCUGUAAGCUUCCUCCUUUACUUGUUCCGAAGUUCAGAUGGUGGUGUUGCCAGAACUGUCUGCCGGAAACUGGGACCCAAUGCAGUAUAAAUGAAGAAAGAAUUGUUACUAAUAAUAGUAGCAAAUUGAAAUCCUUUGGCUCCUGUCCCCAUAUGCCAUCCCUAGGGGAUGCUGACUCAAGAAAAUCUGGUGCUAUUGCUUGUGUGAAUGUUAAUAGCAGUGCCGGUCAUCCUUUAGUUAGUGAUAAAAGUGAAAAGAAAGCAGAAAAUGCAGAUAUACACGCCAUAGGGAAAACAGAUACCUUAGAGAAUAACAAUAAUAAGGAAAUCCAUAUUUCAAAUUAUGCUGGAAUAGAAGUUAUUUCUAGCCUUAUGCGGAAAACACUCCGUUUAGGUGAAAAAGUGGCUUCUCUGCAGCUUCAUAAUCCCAAUUUAAAGGAUAAUGAAAUUGCCAGUCCCAAGCUUCCUGAAUCAUAUGCGGAGUGCAUAGUUAAGGAUGCCACUGAAACACGUCAAACAGGAAAAUAUGGAUGUGAUCAACAGAUGGAGUUGGUGAAAGGUUCUGAAUCCCAUGGGAUAGCGAGUAUGGUUCAUAGGGUUCCCAAUGCUAUCAAGACUCAUAGAGAUGAACAUCCUUCAUUGGAAUUAGAUGAUUGUGAUUAUGCAUCGUCUGAAAGUGAUGAGGUAUUGCCUGGAGCUGUGUCUGGCAGCUUACAUCGAAGAAAAAACCGUAAGGUGCGUCUACUGACUGAAUUGUUGGAUAAAAACAAAGAUGAAAAAACUAAUCUCACGAGUGCUGAAGAUUCUCCUUCUAGUACCAUUCCUGAUGCAUCUAUAGGCAUAGAUUCAAUAUCUGCUUCCCAAGGUCAGAUCAAUUUCCAAGGAAAUGCUUGUAGAAAGAAAAGAAAGAUGCCUCAGGAUGAAGAAUGGGUUCCUGGGGAGUUUAUGUGCUCUCCUGGUAAUGGGCAUAAAAACCUUAAGUCCUUCAACAGAGAUGCAGAAACUGCUGAUGGAAUCACAAGUUCUGAUUCAGAAGGUACAAUUAACAGAAGCAGUUCACAGACUCCAGCAAAGAGCAAUCUGGUUAACGCUAAAGUAUAUAAAACUUCUAUUCUAGGAAAGAAGAAAAAUAAAAAGACCCAGAAUUUUGAUGAAUUUCCGUCCUUGCGCCUGUCACGAGAAAAUCUGCAGAACGAAAGACAGAAAAAGCCCCUUGGAGAUAUCACUAAGACUGAUGCCACUGAUAUUGUUUUGAACAAAUCCAUUGAUGUAUCUACAAGCAGUGGGUUAAAUCCCAUUCCCGAAUUUGCUGCGAAGGCAGAGAAAAAAUCUAAUCUGUUGAAGAAAAAGAGCAAGAUUCAUCAAGAUCAUGAUUGGCAAGCUUCUCGAGUUCCUUGGAACAAUGGCAUUCUCAGAGAAGGUCCGAUUUCGAGGAAAGAUGUAGAAAUAAGGCAAACUGGGAAUGUAGCUGUUCCGCUUGAAGUAACCUGGGAUGCAUCAGCUGAAAAAGGACUGGAAUGUUCUCUUAGUAAUUGCUUGCCUGUUAAAAGAUAUGAUGCAAAAUAUAGCACUCCAAUCAGAGAUGGACAAGGGCAAGUUCUCAGUGAAUACAAUACCAAGAGGAAAGAUCUAAACAUGAACUAUGUUUCUCAAGCUGGUGCCUACGAUUGGAAGGGAAUGCAUGUUGAUCUCAACAGUAAUCAAACCACGUACAAGAUACCGUUCCUGAAUGAGAAGCAGGACAGAUCUCCUGCUGAAGUUGGGAGUUCUUUGAUUCGGCUAAUGGAUUUCAGUGGUACAAGAAACAAUGGGAAAACUGUGGAGUUUCAGGACCAUGUGAUAGUUUCUAGGGAACAUUAUGAUAAACGUGUUGAAAUGGCAUCUGAGCAAGGAUCUGUAGAUGACAUAAUGGAAAUUGCUGAACUCAUGGCAAAGAAUCAGUAUGAAAGGUGUCUUCCUGAUACUGAAAUUGAUAAACAGUUACAAACCAGUAAUUCCAAAAAUCAUCAGCUGGUGGAUCUCAAUAAAGCAUAUGGAAAUGAAGAGAUGAACCUGUUUCAAGAGACCACUGAUAAAUCGAAACCUCAAGGUAAAAACGGAAGAAUUGACAAAAUUUUAAGAGGGGAUACUGUGGGAUCUAGCAAACAAAAGUCAGUGGAUUAUUUCUCUCAUAUGAGCCGAAACCACUGCAGCAUGAACCUAUUGGAACAAAGAUAUUCCCCUGCAGGCUUUAAGCCUUUUCCACUAUGUGGAGAGAAGCCGUUGAACGGAGUCCAAUUUUCUGCCACCAAUUCCAUCAAGCAAAACAGAUCUCAAAAUUGCCAGUGGGUUGGAAAUAUGGCCGGGCAAAAAACUUAUCAUGCUAAUGUGCAGGAGUUGGGAGUUUGUAACACAUGCCAUAGAGCUCCACAGAAGAACAAGGAAGUGGCUCACCUAUGGCCAUCCAUGAUGCCGAAUAACUUGCCCUAUAUGCUUAGCAUCCCUAGCAAGUGUGCAGAUCAGGUGACAAAAUUAGAUGUGCUUAGACAUUGCACCAGCAGUUUACCUGAGGGAUAUAUGUGUCAAAAUGAUGAUAGGAACUUCUUGGAUCGGGGUACAAACUAUGAGAAGCAUUGUAGGAAGUUCGAUUCUGAAGCGCUUGGCAGGACACAUGCAGAUUACUCGUUUUCUUGCAAACAUAACGGGACAGGGUCGUUAGAUCUGUAUUCUAAUGAAACCAUACCAGCCAUGCAUUUACUCAGCCUUAUGGAUGCAGGGUUACAGUCAGGGGCACCCGUUGAUGUCGAUGGAAACCAAAGGUUCGUUAAGAAAACUCCCUUUCUUCCUGGUCAAAACGAGUUUUCAAGCAUGCCAUCUGGUGGAUAUAGAACCAAUUCAAUGAAACAUCCAUCAUUUGAUUGCUACGGUAAAAGCCACUUACCCGGGAGUUUCUGUGAGUGUAUGUCAGCCACUGCAGCAGUUGGUCCUUCUACCUCUUCAUUCCAGCAUGAUAAAAUUUUCAAGAAAGCACCUGAAUUUACAGGUCAGUUAUCGCUGAAGUCUAGAGAAAAAGUGAAGAAAAAAUACUCAGACUCACAAAGGCAGAAUAAAAACCACAAAUCUCAAAAAGAUGUAUCUUCAAAUAGUGGCUUAAGCACAACUUGUGGAUCUAUUCCUGUUCAUAGUAUGCCGAAAUUGGCACUUAGGAAUUCAGAAUUUAUGAUGUCUUCCGAUAAGCUUCAUGCCAUGGAGAGUGCAACAAAACAGAAGCAGAAGGCCCAUACUUCGAGCGGUACUCUUUUUCAUCCAAAGAGUGGUUCAGAGAAUGGAAUCUGCAGCAUUAAUAGAAACCCUGCUGAUUUUACUGUGCCUGGAGCUGCAAAUAUUUACAUGACCGGUAGUGAAGACCUGAAAUUUGGAAGGGAAAAAGCUCCCUCGUCUGGUUCGGCAAAAUUGGCUGGACACAAGCGUCUGAGGAAGCUUACAGCUAGAAAAGAGCUUUCACGAAAUCGAACUUCAUGAUACUUUUCUAUUUUCUGGCAAAAUCCGAGUCACCUUCUCCGAUACCACAAAACAAAGAAAAGCUUCAAAGCUUCAUCAAGUAUCAGACAUCAAAGCAGUCAUAUUUACCACUCAAACUAAUAUUAUUCUACUUGCACUCGCGUUUUCCGUUUCCAAGCCUGAGGACAUAAAAGAGAAAAAGAAUGAAGUUAUGUCCAUGGUAAGGCCUGUAAAUAUUCGCCUAUGCCUCACCCUGCACACUCUUCCUUACAUAACAUACCAACGGAAAGUAAUCCGUGUUGUAUGCUGGUGUUGUCCUGAAAUAGUGUUUGUAAAACCUAAACAUUACCCUUUAUUAGUACUCAGAAGUGUGUGUUUGUGAUUUAAAUAAGUUGGUAUAUGCUCCUUUGUUGAGCUAGUUAUUGAGAGUUGAAACAGAACAGGCAAUCAGUCAAAUAUAAUACCCCCUACAGGGAUAGUAUACCCUUUGUUGUUAGCAAUUUAUUCAGCUGUAAUUUAUAUAGCUCUUUGACGAAGAAAAGAUAAACAGAUGCUAUCCUCUGAUGCCUACCUUUAUGA